AUGUCUGAUCUCGCUUCUUCAAUACUGACCAUCCGACCCCGCGUCGCACUUAUCACCGGCGCAGCCCAGGGCAUUGGGCGCGCUAUUGCCCUGCGGCUCGCAGACGACGGACUGGACAUUGCCAUCGCAGACUUAGCAUCACAACGCACGAAGCUCGACGGCGUCGCAGAGGAGGUGAGGUCGAAGGGGAGGCGGUGCAUUGUCUUGGAAUGUGAUGUGUCACAGGAGGAGGAGGUCCAACGCAUGGUGCAGGCUACGGAGAAAGAAUUUGAUGGUUUGGACGUUAUGGUAGCGAACGCUGGACGACUCCUCGUGAAGACUAUGAUUGAUUCUACUCUCACCGAUUUAGACAAUGUAUUCGACACUAAUGUGCGCGGGGUAUUCCUGUGCUUGCGUGCUGCAGCGCAGGUCAUGAUCAAGCGAGGGCGUGGCGGGAAGAUCAUCAGUGCAUCGUCGGUAUCAGGGAAGAAAGGGACGCCAUUAAACGGCAUUUACUGUGCCUCAAAAGCUGCCGUUCGAUCGUUCACACAGGCACUCGCGAGUGAAAUCGGGUCGCACGGCAUCACUGUGAACGCCUACGCGCCUGGACCAAUCGAUACUCCUCUCUGUAUGUUCAUGUCUCCUCCACUACCCUACUGCCUCCCGUCCAUCACACAUUUUCUCUUUCUUUUAUAUAUGUACCCUGAUCCUGACAUGUACACAUACAGUGCAACAGCGAAUUCGGCACUGAAGCAUGUUGGAACGCCGGAAGACGUUGCGAACAUGGUAUCGUUCCUCGCGGGCAACGAAUCUGGCUUCAUCACUGGCCAGACGAUCACAAUUGAUGGGGGAGGCUGGAUGGACUAA
Molecule: messenger RNA, 846 nt
Organism: Suillus subalutaceus
Lineage: Eukaryota; Fungi; Basidiomycota; Agaricomycetes; Boletales; Suillaceae
Exons: 6
Coding region: 1-846 (281 amino acids)
Molecular function (GO): oxidoreductase activity, acting on the CH-OH group of donors, NAD or NADP as acceptor
Source: RefSeq, a predicted model, not a curated record